ACAUUUUGAUGGUCGAGAGACCCGCAUUAAAGUAAAAUUAAUGUUGACCACGACGUCAACCAAUGAGAUGCAAGUUGUGCGCAUAAAAACAUCCUUCGCCCCACUUUCUCAAAGUCUGGUGUCUGGUCCCAUAUCGCAUGAAUAAAACAGGAUCCUCUACGACAGCAGUAGCAGUGUCCCGCGAGACGCACCUUUGGUAUAGCCAUAGUCCAUUAUAGAGAUUGCGAGUCGUGUGAUAACACUAAAACUCCGCCCUUUUUGACAAUCUCUUGACACGGCUGGCAAAAAUUUAGUCAAACCAGAUAUAUCUUAUCUUAAGGCUAGAUAAAACAAUGUUGGAGACUCAUCCUCUCAAAGCCACUGAUAACUGAUGACGCCAGUUGAGAACUGCGCGCACGAAGCUUCGUGUCCAACAUAAUUAUCAAUUUUGCAAGUAGCACUAGGUGCUUUUAAUACCCCGUUUAAGAAAGGAUUGACGUACUCGGCAACAGCUUUACCAUGAUUGGAGCUGCCGUCGGUGCUGUGCUGCUCUGCUUAAUUCAAGUGUACCAGGUGCACUCCUAUGUCGCUGCUGUGGUGGAAUUUUCCCCAACGGGAGUCGACGGACCUGUAGUCCCACCAUUAACCGUUGCUAAUAAUUUAUAUAGAUACGAGGAAUUCGUUCUGGAGGCAAAGAAAUCGUUUGCUGAUAUUAUCGUGUUUCCUGAGUAUGGAUUGACAACCACAUUUCCUUCAAACAAUCGCACAAUGGCGUUGGAAUUCGGACAAGUUGUUCCUCAGAAAAGUGACAACGGCAAUCCCUGCGCGGACGACAACCAGAGUAUUGAAUACGAGACCGUCCGCCGAUUGUCUUGCAUGGCCAGAGAUAAUAGAAUUUACCUUGUGGCUAAUUUGAUUGAGAGGGAUGAUAAGCAGGGAGCAGGUACGAUGCUGUACAACACUAACGUGGCGUUUGAUAGCAACGGCACCGUCGUCUCAAGGUAUAGGAAGCAUAAUUUGUUUGGCGAGUUCGCCCUGAACACCACCACGGAAUCCGACAUUUCAAUUUUUGAAGCUUUUGGUGCACGCUUCGGCAUGGUCACGUGUUUUGACCUCAUGUUCCAACACCCAGCCGUCACCCUGGUUCGAAAGUAUGGCAUCACUGACCUUAUUUUUCCAACGGCAUGGAUCCACGAAUUACCUUUCUUAACAGGUGUUCAAACGCAGGUGAUGUGGGCGCACGCGGCCAACGUGAACUUUUUAGCAGCAGGCUACAACCACCUAAGUGCGGGCAGCGGGGGCAGUGGCAUUUACCAAGGGAAAUUGGGAAGAGUCAAAGACGCCACCCCCUGGGAGACUAGCAGCUUCACUUUAAUUGGCCCCUUACCCGCAAACGGACCUAAAAGACUCAACGAAAAGCUGAUCCAGCGUCUGCAACGCCGAGAGAUUAGAACGUCCUUCCAAAAAAAUCGACCAUCUGCUGGAUUUUCAGAAAGACGGGCUCCUUUUUAUUAUCACGAAGAUCUGACGAAUUAUUCGUCAAUUCCGAUCGAGAUGAGAAGAGAGAUCAUGAAUUAUUCACUGUGCAACAACAAUCUGUGCUGCGACCUGGAAGUCUCCGGCACCUUGACUGAUCAGACAGUGUUUCGUUUUUUUGUGUAUGAUGGUGUGCGCGAGUUUGGCAAUGGAUAUUACAAAGGUCACAAAAUACAGACCUGUGCCUUGGUGCGAUGCAAAUCCUCAGACAAUCCAGUUCAAAACUGUGGACUUUUAUUAGAAGAUACCGCGCUCAAUGUUAAUCUAAAUCAUGUACGAAUUAGUGGCAAUUUUAACGUUGAAACUCUUGCCGGACCGAAUAUUGUGGAUGGUUAUUUCAAUAUUCUCUCUGGUAACCAAUAUAUUUUCAAAAGAGAACUCGCAGUGGGCAACGUGAGCAAGGUAGACUUUCAGUUAGCAGAAAAGAUCGACCGGAAUAUCUUGACCUUUGGUGUUUGGGGUGCUGUGUUUCCAUUCAUUGAUGACGGAACAACUGAUUAUCUUCGUCCUGCCAGUUGGAUUCUGCCAACGGCGAUCGCUGUAAGCGCUGUUUUUAUUGUUGGUUGCCUACUUUUAACUGUGCUAUGUUUCACGCCAAACAAAUAUAAAUGACUUGGGCUUAACAGAUAUUAGUAUUUUAUGACCAGAAUCUGUAUCAAAACUUAUUUGCAAUGCCUAUAUAUAUAUAUAUAAGUUUAUUAUAGUGUCAAAAUACCACUUGACGUGAACAAACAAACCAUGCAAAUAAUGACCAAGUGUUGUGAGACUUAAGAAAUGCGAGUUGAUGGAUCUAGUAUUAAUCUAGUGUACCAAACAUGACAAUAAAUUAUUUGAUACUAAAAUAUGUCUUUUAUAACCCCGCUAAAAACUGUAAAGCUACGCAUGACACGUUGUGCUUAAU
This is a messenger RNA of Cloeon dipterum, 2416 nucleotides long. Its product is annotated as vanin-like protein 1. The transcript has 7 exons. NCBI's taxonomy places the organism in Eukaryota, Metazoa, Arthropoda, Insecta, Ephemeroptera, Baetidae. The record is from RefSeq and is a predicted model, not a curated record. The coding region runs from base 499 to 2127 and encodes 542 amino acids.